Molecule: messenger RNA, 1791 nt
Organism: Clarias gariepinus (North African catfish)
Lineage: Eukaryota; Metazoa; Chordata; Actinopteri; Siluriformes; Clariidae
Gene: cd2bp2
Product: CD2 (cytoplasmic tail) binding protein 2
Exons: 7
Coding region: 106-1269 (387 amino acids)
Cellular component (GO): U5 snRNP
Molecular function (GO): protein binding
Source: RefSeq, a predicted model, not a curated record
AAUAAUUUUCAUCAAGCAAAGAAGCAGCAGCACUGUGUGUAGUACGUCACUUCCUUUUGUUAGUUGAAUUGCGCAGAGGGAAUAACAACACUCAAAAAAUCCAGAAUGUCUAAAAGGAAAGUCACAUUUCAGGAUGGGGAUGAGGAGUUCAGUUUGGAAGACGAGGCGCCGAAAAAGAAGAUGUACGAUGAGGUGAGUGGACCCGGCUCAAGGUUUAAGGAGAAACACUCUCUGGACAGCGAUGAGGAAGACGAGGAAGAGGACGGAGAGAAGGACAGCAAAUACAACAUCCUGGCCAGCGACGAUAUCGAAGGUCAGGAAAUGGCCACGAUCGACUGUGACGAAGGUGUUCCCAUCACUCCCUUCAACCUAAAAGAGGAAAUGGAGGAGGGUCACUUCGACUCCGAGGGGAAUUACUUCAUCAAAAAGGAGAAAGACAUCAGAGACAACUGGCUGGACAACAUCGACUGGGUAAAAAUUAAAGAGCAGCCGGUGAAAAAGAAAAAGAAGGGCCUCUCAGCUAAGCGUCAUCGCCGAGCCGGAGACGAGGAUGAAGCUGAGGAGGAGAGACAGCGGGAGGAGAAACAGGGCGAGAACGAGGAAGAUGAGGGGGAAGAGGAGGAGGCAGAGGCUCAGGAAGACCCGCUGGCGUCUCACACACCCUGUCAGCUGACCGAGGACGUAGUAAACCUGCUGCAACCCGGAGAGACCGUAUCGGCCGCGCUUCGCCGUCUCGGAGGACUCGGGGGACGGAAGAAAAAGGGGCGGGCGAAGGACGGGGCGGAGGAGGAGAAAGACAAGUCGUCGAUCAGAGACACGGAGAAGCUGGAGAGGCUCACGGCGCUCGCCGACAGACUGGUGGUACUCGGAGAGUACGAGAUUUAUCAGCAGACGUACGAGAAACUGGCGUACAGACUGAAAGGCAUGCAGCGGAGAGACGCGCCGGCCAAACGGGACCGGGAGGACGACGAGGAGGCGGACGAGCUCGACAUGUUCGCCGAUCAGUUUGACGAGCAGCACGGCAAGACGAAAGAGCAGGAGGAGAAGGACGAGGAAGCGGAUAAUGGAUUAGGGAGUGACGAAGUGAUGUGGGAAUACAAAUGGGAGAACAAGGACAACUCUGAACUCUACGGACCCUUUAGCAGCCAGCAGAUGCAGGACUGGGUGGAUCAGGGCUACUUUAAAGACGGCGUAUACUGCAGACGGGUCAACCAGGAGGGCGCGCCGUUCUACAACUCCAGAAGACUGGAUUUCGAUCUUUAUACGUGACUUUAAACGUGUCACGCGCUCCGUUAUUUCAUUUUCAUCACUUGCAGUGCAUUUUUAAUGUGAUUUUUUUUUUUUCCCCUUCAUUUUAUUUUUUACCCCUUAUAUUUGUGUGUAUAUUAAACAGCCAGAUUAAAUCUUUAUCAUAACAUUUGAUAUAAUGUACAUUUGUUUUAAAAUAAAUGUUUUGGAUGGCUGAACAGAUCAGUGAUGUCAUUAAUUAGUGUACAGUAUGGUGUGGUAUAAUGUCUGAUGUGCAUAAAUUUGAUCGUGCUUUGUCUUUCUGCUGUUAGCUCUAAUUGUGGGUUUAUUAAUGGCCAAAUUUUAAAUAUCCCUGACAUCCCUGCAUAGGAAUACUAUCUAGGGUGUGAAAUAAUGCUCAUAAAGAUGUUUGCAUAGUGCACUACUAAUAAUUAUACCUCACGAAGUAGGGAUGUAAAUUGAAUGGCAACUAAAUAACUUGCUUUCUUCUGAUUGGUCGCCUUGCAUAAAAUUAUUUGCAUAUUAAAAUAUGAUUGGCCCCUU